CUUCUCAACUCGUAGAGUAUUUUUAUAUCGAUAAUGCUAUGUUCCUCAUAAAAUUUCAGUAUUCAUAUUGACUCUACUGCCGCAGAUUUUGAAUUUCAAAUCAUACUCACAUCACGUCAAGAAACUGAAAUAUUUCGUCAUCUCUCACUAGCUAUUGAUUUGGUAGAGGCUUGAAGGCAGGGCUAAGUCUAAAAAUCAGCAUAAAAGUGACGCAACCAAUGAGAGCUCGUGAAACUAUUGCCCUGUCGCUAAAAAUGACAGCUCAUUUUUUUAUGUCGUAAAAUGUGGAUAUUAUUUGAAUAUAUUUUAAUUACCUUCAAUUCUCUUUUGGUACCAGCAGGACAUAAGUUUGUAAACAAAAUUUGAAAACACCUGUGUUCAUGAUUUAUUUCAACAAUUUUGUAUGUACAUAGAGGAUUAUUUGGGAUGAUUUGAUUGUGACAGCAAUUGUGAACAGCGUGGUAGACGCAAUGAAGCACUUAGAAAGAAGCAAGACAUUUUCAAAGAACCAGCGACCUUGUUUAUUUCUAAGUAUAGCCGGUGACAGUAAAGAUUCACCAAUACAUAGCAAAUCACAUUGUUUAGUAAAAGAACUGGGAGCACGGCUCGCACACUCUGUCCCACCGAUACAGCGGAUCAAGAUAUUGCCAUAUCGCGCAUAAAGAUCCAUUACAUUGACCAGGAAGGUGUUACAUUUGAUAUUAACGUCGACUACAAAAGCUGCGAACAGGUUCCAUUAACUACUAUGAACAAGAAUGAAAAAAACUUGCAUGCUAAUAACGAUACAACGAAUGCUAAAACUUGCAGCUUUGCUGUACGUAAAGAACAACCAAUUCACCAUAAUUUACACGCCCAAGAAAAUCUACAUUUUUCAAUAGCUGCUGAAGGGUCACAACUGGGUUAUGGAACACAUGAUAAAAGUAAUACUGAUGUGUCAACAGCAACAACAAAACAAAUACCUAAAAAUUUGAUAAAAAAAUGUCCUCAUAUUCAUGAAAAUCUGAUAAAGGAUCAAACCUACAAGCGUUGGCCAGAGCACUUCAACGAAGUCGUGCCUAAAUCUAUAGAAAAACCAAGACAUAAAGUUUCUGAUAAGCAGGAGGAAAAAAAUUCCAAGAUUUCAAUUUCAAAGGAUAAAUCAGAGGUGAAAACUAUACGUAAAAAACAGUCUAAAUCAACAGGUUAUAAAGAAAUUCUCAAGAAUGAAUCAAAUGACUGUCAAAAAACUUCAUACAGAAUAAACGGGGAAACGAAGUCACCUAAUGCAAAGGAAGUGUCUUAUAAAACUGUUUUGUCCUCAGAUCCGCGUAUCAAUCCACAGCAAGUACCUAGAGGCAAAAGGCAAAAGGGAAAAGAGGGAAUAUUAGCUCAUGGCACUGAGAAGAUUCUGAAAAAAGUUAACAAGAAGCAAGAUGUCCAUUUCUCGAAAAAAAUCUCAGCCAAAGCCACCAUGCAGGAAAAAAUCGAAUUAGAUAAACAACGAAUUAAAAACAAUGUAGAAAACUUGAAAAAGAGUUACGAAGCUAAGAAAAAAAAUCAUCAAAAAAUUGUUGAAAUCAAAAAGACUUUACAAACAAACAAUGCUUGUGACAACCAUGAUGGUAUCAGCGCAAACAAUGAGAACCAUGGAGCAGCUCGAACAAGAAUUUUCAGUCAUAAGAAGUCUAUACAUGUGGAUAAAAACCUUUCCUCCUAUAAGAUUGAAUCUAAUAAUGUUAAUUCUGCAACUGAAGAACAGCAAAAGCAUGAGCCAAAAAGUAGAACAAGUGAUCCGACCAACUUGAAUUGUACAAAACAUUGUAUUGAUUCCAAUCGUAAUAUUAUCCAGCCGAGCAAGGGUGUGAGAAUAUGCUGCGAGAAAGAUGUUUUAAAAAAAACAGAGAUUCAAUCGAUAGCGAAUUCGAUGGAAGCAUCGAACUGUGAUUGUGAUAGACUGAAAAAAUUGUUAGUUGCCAACAAAUUCUCAUCUAUUUCUGAAGACAAAACAGUGUAUAACGCCAAUUCAAUAAAUUUUGAAUGCUAUUCUGAUCAGCCAGAUCAUAAAGGACCUAACAAACAACAAGACUAUAGAAAUCAUACUAUUAAUGCAGAUAUAAAAUUAACCCAACCAGAAAAAGAUAAAAGCAGUGUUAACGAUGAUGCAAAAUAUAAUCUAAUGAAAACCUUAAUACAUCCAGCAUCUGGAAUUGAUGAUUUUCAAGGAUUGAAUAAUAAUACUACCAAAUUUUUAGUUUCCGAACAUCAAUCGAAAGAUGGUCUGGCUAAUUGUAGCGAUGAAAGAACUAAAGGUGUUCACAAAAACUCCCGGAGCAGCAACAGCAUGGUGAAUGUUGAAAUAGCAAGCUUAUCAAAUAUUGUCAAGCAGUCAUCGGACAAUUUGAGUAAUAUGGAGAGCUAUGAGACUUUGAAUCCUAGUAAAAUCACAACAUAUUUGAAGAAACCAUCAAGUAACUUCUCAGACGAGAUAGCGUCGAAUUUGAAAAUGAAUGGAUAUAAAUAUUCGACAAAGCACAGACGUUUCAAUCAUAAACAGAAAAAUAUGUGUUGCAAUAUGGCACGUUACAUUGAAAGAAUGGUAUCGAACGAGAAAAAGUAUCAGGAACAUGAGAAGAAAGGUGAUCCAGAGCGAGAAAAAGUCAAAAUAAUCAUCGAUGAAAACACCCCUAAAACCAGCCGAAUAAGAAUAGUUAAUGAUAGAUCCAGUGUCAGUGUUGUUUGUCAUGGCUCGGAGAAAACAUCUCCAAGCGGAAGGAGUAACAAUACAACAGCAAAAAAUACUGAAUCCAGCGGAGGAGAAAGCAGUGGCUAUAAAUCAUAUCACAACGAUUUGAGCACGAGAUAUUUUGAUCCCUCCGAUCAAGCCAAAAUCAACUCGGGUGAGCAGCAACAAAUUGAACAUACUACAGAAAGAAAAUUUCACAACACUCAAACUAUUCUGUACCACAAUGUUAAAGAUGGAGGGUUUGAAAGUACCUCCGAUCCCUUGCAUAUGGAUGAUCCUGUCAAUACAAAAUACAAUGAAAUUCGAGAAAAUAUUGAAAGGCACCCAAAUUUAUGUCUAGAAAAACUCAAGAAGCGGGAUACUGAAGCAAAAUACACUCCAUAUGAUACAAAUAAAUAUUUGUCUGCAUUUACCAAUUGUAUGGACGUGUAUUUACCAUGUGAAAUUACUGCUUAUCAGACGGAAGAAGUGAAUAGAAAUAGGAUUUUCCAAUUUAAUAAUCAAGAGCUCGAGGAGAAGGACGUAGAUAAUGCUGAGAUGCGAAUUGGGAAAUAUUUAAUAGAGAAUAGUUCAGAUUCAAGAGAUGAGUUAUCAGAGGAUGAAGAAUCUAGUGAGCAGCUAAAUUCUGCGAGAGAUGACAAAAUUGGCAAGGAUAAAGUUAUAGUGCUGAAGGAGCCAGAUAAUGUGGCACAUAGAAGUUUAGAAUACAUUGCCAGUAAGCGUUUCCUGGAUCUAGAUAAAGCAGAAAGACAAGACAGUUUCACAGAUAUACUUACAGCACCAGCUCAGCAUAGAAUCAUCACAUCACUACAAGAUGUAAAGCAUGAAGAGAUUACAGAAUCUUGCAAAACAUUAAGGAGCACAACAGAUUUAAAAUCUGUGCUAGUCCACAAUAAGGGUGCUGUACUAGUGAAAUCGAGUAUCAGUGAUAUUGAUACAGUCUCUGGCAAUCCAAGACUCCACCCAGUGAAAAAAAAAAUCGUUCUAGAAACGAACCCAGGAUACAAGAGAAUUAAAUGUUCGAAGCGAUUAAAAACAAAAAAUGAAAACUUAGAUGAUUCAAACAAAGUAUAUGAGCUAUGGACAAAUAAUAAAUCAACUGCUAAUAGCACCGAUAAUGAAUCUCAGACAACCAGAAGGUUCGUUUGUGCAACAAAUGACUCGAAGAGAUGCGGUACAAAGAAGUAUAAAUUCAAUAUAUUCAGAAAGGUCAAAUCAUGCAAGAGUGAAAAAACCAUCCAUAUUCCUCUUGACCAGCUACCAAAACCACCCCCUUCGUUUUUCGAAAACUCUGCACCCUCACAGUCUACAAUGUUGUCGUCAACGACUGAUACUGAUUAUUGGAAGUCAGAUACUGUUUUAAAUCCCCAAGAAAGUGCUGCUUUGCUUCGAACAAAUUCUGCCAUAAAAACUUACGCCAAACCGAUCCAGACAAAUUAUUCCAAAAGAAAUCAAACAGCGGCUAGUCCUGAGGAAAAUCAUGAUCAUUUGCACAUUCAACCGAACAAUCAUGUUUCAACUUCACACAAAGACACCGAGACCCAUUUGCAGUUAUCACCUGCAUAUCCAAUAAAUCAAAGACAACUUACUGCACCCAAUACUCUGCAUACGGCUGCACCUGCACCUCCCUCAGCUCUACCGCCACCUCAUCCCUUUUGUUGUCCAUUUGCUCCAUACAUGAUGCAGUACUGGCAAAAUUAUCAGCAACCACCGCCGGCCUCGAAGCUUCCACUUCCUGACAGAGAUUGGCAACCGACUGUCAGAAGGAAUGGCAAUGAGCCUCCACCUCCGGAUAUGGUUCCUAUUCCAUGGUUCCCACCAAUGUCAAAUGUACAUAAUCACCUACCACGUGGUGAAACGAAUUUUACAAUGUCAAAUAACAUACACGCUCAACCACCACCUGAGUGGCUAAUGAUGCCUAGAGGGUACGCACCCUGUCUUCCAUGCAGUAAUACCACUGAAUCAUAUUUGAAGAAAACCGAUUCCUCAGUUUAUGAAGAUGAUGAACCUCCUGUUGAAAUUAGCGAGAAUAAACAGGAUGAAAAAAAGAAAAAAGUAUCUAGUAAAUUGUUCAAAAUAUUUCGAAGAAAAAAUCGAGCUGAAAUGGACACAUUGGACGAAGAUAGGAAAAAAGGUAAAUAUAAUCGAUCUGGCUCGGAACCUAAACUUGUUCGUAAAGUACAAGUGGUAGAAAAUGAAGAGAAGAACACCGCCGGUCAGAGCAUUUGGGAAUCUCCGGAUAUUGCUGGAAUCGUAACCCCAGAGGAAAUUGGACGAUGCUUUCGCAGAGGUUUUCGAGCAGAUGGGUUAACCCUGGCCGGGGACGAGUACUUGUGUACAAGAGCCCCAAGUGACACAACAUCAGAGCAGGAGGAGAUAUUCAAUUUCUCUGACCAUGAUACGCCUCUUGAUUUUCUAUUAGCUCUUGGAUUUAGCGUUGAUGAAGCUACUGCUGCAAUUAGGGAUGACGAAGUACGAAAUCGAUUUAAAGCAGCCCUUACGGAGGCACGCAUUUGGGUCCCACAUAUUGCAACAACUCAAGGCACGCUGCUCUACCUACUUGCAAUGAAAGCGAAGCCGAAAGUGAUGCGAUAUUUCCUGCAACUGGUGGAGUCGAUUGUCAAUAAAAGGAUAACUAACGCCGUCAAACUGGAUGCCUACCUGAAAAUUUUGGAAAAGGUUGAAGAGGGAUACGUGUCUUUUGUUACCCUAUUUGGAAAAGAUAAAGGCAACGAAGAUGACGAGGAUACUGCAAUGAUGGAAAAACAGCGCCGUCGUAUAUUCUACACCAUUUAUAAAUAUGCUGAGGCAGAGGCAGAAGAAGUGGGCAAGCCACUGACAAAAGCUAGUGUGGAUCUUUUGCAAUCUUUAGCAACACGUUAUCGAUCAGCUAUUGGGCCGCAUCUGCAACUCCUAGCUUGUUACAUAGGCGAAGGACUAUUGACGAAAGAUGUUCAAUUGGAAGCUGCUCUGAUAUAUUUAUCACGAUUAGAUUCCACCGACGUUCGACUCGCGGAUUUAGAAAAAUACUGUGGCAUGCCAGUUUCAGAACGUCGCAGACUAGAGCAAGCUGCAAAAAUGCUGCCUUAGGAAGAUAUUUGGUCGGAACAUGUUUGUUUUCUUUAAUUUUUUUAAGACAACGCGGGGACGUGCCAAAUAGCGUCAAAGUUUGCGUAUAUUAACAAUUAAUACGAAAUCAUGUAAAUUAUAUCAAACAAUGUAGCAAUUACUUGCGAUUAAAGUGAAUACUUUCAAACACGAAAUAAAACAUAUGAAAUUCAUUCA
Messenger RNA from Diprion similis, 6007 nucleotides. RefSeq lists its product as uncharacterized. Gene Ontology annotation, cellular component: cytoplasm. Gene Ontology annotation, molecular function: aminoacyl-tRNA ligase activity; ATP binding. Gene Ontology annotation, biological process: tRNA aminoacylation for protein translation. The coding region runs from base 746 to 5812 and encodes 1688 amino acids. The transcript is spliced from 7 exons. The record is from RefSeq and is a predicted model, not a curated record. NCBI's taxonomy places the organism in Eukaryota, Metazoa, Arthropoda, Insecta, Hymenoptera, Diprionidae.